Messenger RNA from Aspergillus thermomutatus, 1617 nucleotides. Its product is annotated as sugar porter family MFS transporter. Gene Ontology annotation, biological process: transmembrane transport; carbohydrate transport. Gene Ontology annotation, molecular function: carbohydrate:proton symporter activity. NCBI's taxonomy places the organism in Eukaryota, Fungi, Ascomycota, Eurotiomycetes, Eurotiales, Aspergillaceae. Gene Ontology annotation, cellular component: membrane. The record is from RefSeq and is a predicted model, not a curated record. The transcript is spliced from 3 exons. Bases 1 to 1617 code for a protein of 538 amino acids.
AUGGGGCUUCUCACUCUGGUCGAGGACCGACCUACCCCCAAAUCCGUCUACAACUGGCGAGUGUACCUGCUCGCGGUUAUCGCAUCAUGUGGUUCGAACAUGAUCGGUUACACCAGCGCCUUCAUUGGCACGACCAUCACCCUGGACUCUUUCCAGGAGGAGUUUGGCUUGGACAAGAUGUCCAGCCAGCAUGUGGACCUGAUCAGUGAGAACAUUGUCUCACUGUUCAUUGCAGGUGCCUUCUUCGGGGCCCUUUUGACCUACUUUGUCAGCCACUUUCUGGGACGCAAAUGGAGUCUGGUAGUUGCUUCUGCCAUUUUCACCCUUGGUGCUGGUCUGCAGCUGGGCGCCAAUGGAUCUCGAGGGCUCGGGAUCUUGUACGCCGGACGAGUCUUGUCCGGGCUGGGGACGGGGGUUGCCUCCAACGUCAUCCCGAUCUAUCUGUCUGAAUUGGCGCCUCCAGCCAUUCGCGGAAGAUUGGUCGGUCUGUAUGAGCUUGGCUGGCAGGUCGGCGGUUUGGUUGGGUUCUGGAUCAACUACGGUGUCGAACAACACAUGCCCUCUGAUCACGAACAAUGGAUCAUCCCCUUUGCCAUCCAGCUGAUUCCGUCCGGCCUGCUCUUCGUCGGUGCCCUGUGGAUGAAGGAAUCCCCUCGCUGGCUCUUCCUCAAGGGUCACCGGAAAAUAGCCAUGAAGAAUCUCUGUUGGAUCCGUCAGUUGGACCCCUCUGACAUCUAUAUCACCGAGGAGGUCGCUGCCAUCGACCAGGCUCACGAGGAGCAGGCUGCCAAGGUGGGACUGGGCUUGUGGAGACCAUUCCAAGCCGUCGCAGGCCAGCCCAACGUCUUGUGGCGUCUGUUCCUGGGCUGUAUGCUGUUCUUCUGGCAGAACGGAAGCGGCAUCAACGCAAUCAACUAUUAUUCCCCCACCAUCUUCAAGAGCAUCGGGGUUUCUGAUGCCACAGUUGGAUUAACCACCGGGAUCUUCGGGGUGGUCAAGACCUUCAUGACUUUUGUCUGGCUGCUAUUUUUGGUCGACCAGCUCGGCAGACGGAAGCUGCUGUUGAUAGGCGCGGUCACUGGCUCUCUGUGCAUGUGGAUCAUUGGGGCAUACAUCUGUGCUGUUCGUCCUGAGGACCAUCCCAGCGAUCACCUCAACAGCGGAGGCAUCGCAGCCAUCUUCUUCUUCUACAUGUGGACGGCGGUUUAUACACCUACAUGGAAUGGAACACCAUGGGUCAUCAACUCGGAAUUCUUCGACCCCAACAUCCGUUCACUGGCCCAGGCCGCGACAACCGCCAGCAACUGGCUGUUCAACUUCCUCGUCUCUCGAUUCACAGAGCAGAUGUUCGACAAGAUGCACUACGGCGUGUACUUUUUCUUUGCCGCCUUGUCCUUUCUAGCCUUCUUCUUUGCCUUCUUUCUCAUUCCCGAGACCAGCGGUAUUCCCCUGGAGAAGGUCGACAGGCUCUUUGAGCUCAAGCCAGUAUGGAAGGCGAAUGAGACUCUCAAGGCGCAGCUCAAGGAGGAUGAGGAGCAGUUCCGGUACGAUAUCAAGCAAGGGCUGUACGAUCAAGACAAACAGGGAGAAGAACACGUGGAGAACAGCAGUGCCUAA